This is a messenger RNA of Leucoraja erinaceus (little skate), 1638 nucleotides long. RefSeq names its product ALG2 alpha-1,3/1,6-mannosyltransferase (gene alg2). Gene Ontology annotation, molecular function: alpha-1,3-mannosyltransferase activity; GDP-Man:Man(1)GlcNAc(2)-PP-Dol alpha-1,3-mannosyltransferase activity. The record is from RefSeq and is a predicted model, not a curated record. NCBI's taxonomy places the organism in Eukaryota, Metazoa, Chordata, Chondrichthyes, Rajiformes, Rajidae. Bases 39 to 1247 code for a protein of 402 amino acids. The transcript has a single exon.
AGGGAGGAGGGAGGAGGGAGGAGGCCGUGGGGACUGCGAUGGCGAGCGUGGUUUUCCUGCACCCGGACCUGGGGAUCGGCGGCGCCGAGCGGCUGGUGUUGGACGCUGCGUUGGCGCUGCACCGUCGCGGCUGCAAGGUGCAGAUCUGGACGGCUCACCACGACCGGGCGCGCUGCUUCGCCGAGAGCCUGGAUCCGGGGCUGGGCGUGAGGUGUGCGGGCGACUGGCUGCCCCGCUCUAUGCUGGGCCGCGGCCACGCCGUCUGCGCCGCGCUGCGGAUGCUCUUCGUUGCCUUCUACCUGGUCUUCCUGAGCGGCGAGGAAUUCGACGUGGUCUUCUGCGACCAGGUGUCCGCCUGCCUCCCCGUCCUCAAGCUGUGCCGCCGCCCCAAGCGGGUGCUCUUCUACUGUCACUUCCCCGACCUGCUGCUGAGCCAGAGGCGGACCCUACUCAAGAGGCUGUACCGGUGGCCCCUCGACUGGCUGGAGGAGGCCACCACCGGCCUGGCCGACCUGGUGCUGGUCAACAGCAGGUUCACGGCCGGCGUCUUCAAGCGCACUUUCCGCAGCCUGAGCCACCUGGACCCCGACGUGCUUUACCCGUCCCUGAACGUGGCCGCCCUCGACAAGGAGGCGCCGGCCGCCGACGUCCCGCUGCCGCCCGACAAGCAGCUGCUUUUCCUCUCCAUCAAUCGGUUCGAGAGGAAGAAGAACUUGGUUCUGGCGGUGGAGGCCUUGCACGCCCUCCGCGCCAGGCUGGCCUGGGCCGACUGGCAGACGGUGCACCUGGUCCUGGCCGGAGGCUACGACCCGAGGCUGCAGGAAAACGUGGACUAUUACCGGGAGCUGCAGGAGCUGGUCGGGAGGCUGCAGCUGUCCGACGACGUGACUUUCCUCAGGUCGUUCUCGGAUGAUCAGAAGGUUUGGCUACUCGGCCGCAGCAGCUGCGUGCUGUACACUCCGAGCAACGAGCACUUCGGCAUCGUGCCCUUGGAGGCCAUGUAUGCCCGGCGCCCUGUCAUCGCCGCAAACUCAGGAGGGCCCCUGGAGUCCAUUCAAGACCGGGUCACUGGCUUUCUCUGUCAUCCUUCGCCAAGCUGCUUCGCCGAAGCCAUGGAGAAGCUUGUCAUGACUCCCGAAUUACGGGCAAAAAUGGGAGAAGCUGGAAGAACUCGAGUGCUACAAACAUUUUCUUCAGAUGCCUUCGAAGAACAAUUAUAUCGCUAUAUCUGCACGUUAGCACAUUGAAAUCUACGACAGGGUGGAAUGGUAGUUGCAGUGUUAAUGCAUUUGCACAAUGUGACAGCUGUCACGCUGGCGGAAAAGUUCUUUUUUCUAAAGCUGGCGGCACAUGUAAAUUACAUGUAAUAUGAAAGGAUAGUUUUAGGUCCGUUAAAGUGAAAUGUGCAGUAUGUGCCAGGAAGAGGGCAGGUCGAAUUUUAAAACCUAAGUAGAAAACCAAGGUAUCCCAUACAGAAUGAGAACCGUUUUGGAGACAUGAAUAGAGGGGAGAGGAUGCUAUGAAAUUGACAGAAAUGGUGGAAAUUUAUCUGGCAACAUGAAACAUUCUUUAAGCAAGCAAUAUUUUAAUAAAAAUGCAAACGUUUUCUUUGUCCUGUGAUCUAAAAUACAAAUAUAA